This is a messenger RNA of Pieris macdunnoughi, 270 nucleotides long. The record is from the annotation of a GenBank genome assembly. Lineage: Eukaryota; Metazoa; Arthropoda; Insecta; Lepidoptera; Pieridae.
AUGCAACAUGGCCGCGACGACCUGCCCGGGCAGGAAUAUCUCACGGAGAGUGCGACUUGCCGUUGCGCCUACGCCGUCACAUUCAUUGGUAAACACACGGCACAAACGCGGCAAGCUCAGCAUGCGGGCGACAUAAGAGCCGACACGGUACUGGCGGGCGGAGGCUUUCACGCCGCCCCGCGGCCCUCCUCGCGUUGCGUCGACCCCUCCCCGCAGCUUUUAAAGCUCCGGGCUGUGGAGAAUGAUGAUAUAGAGAUAAUGGCCGCCUAA